AUGCCUCGCCCCUCAAGUUCGGCCAAGCGUCACCCAGGAGCAGCCAGCUCGCGCGACAGCCGCCAUGAAAUUGGCUCGGUAGGCCCAGGCAAGCGUGUGGCAAGGAACAAAAGCCAGGUCCAAGGCCAGAAUCAGAACCAGAACCAAGGGCAGCUCAAUGGGAGCGCAGUCGAAAAGGCUGCUACCUCUCCCUCUGCCGCUGCUGCUGACAGCUCCUACUCGGUUUCGUCUUCCUCUGUGCCUCCGUCGCCCGCCUCAGCUGCUGCCGUCGCAAAUGCCCCGCCCUCGGCCUACCUCUUGCCAGACGACAUGUCCUCCGACCGCAAGCUGGCUGAUGGAAUUCGCAGGGGGUCGCUAGCCACCACUUACUCCGACUCCUCGGCUGACUCCCUCCUCGACGCCCACGUUCCUGCGGCUGCACACUCUGUUCCUGAGGAGACGACGCACCGUCGCAUCGAUGUCAACGACGCAAAGAAUACGAACGUGCAUCGCGACCCAGGGCCUCUCGAUUUUGCCGUCACUGUUCUCCGUGCUUGCCCCCUGCAGGACACCAUCGCCAUUCUUAUCAUUCUAAUGCAGGCGUCCCCUACUGUCCUGGCCACCAUCUACAUGCUCUUCACCUUUCUGACCUUUGUCCCGCCUGUCACGACCAACUCCGGCCUCAGCAUCACCGAAAUUUUUGAUGGAAGCCAGGGAACUCCGUCCCUGUCCACGUUGAUAGUUAUGGACUUCAUCAUGUUGGGUAUUUGGGUUUUUCUCUGGGCCCCUAUGCAGCAGUUCAUACUAGAUUUGGCCCAGGUAGUUAUAUCUCUGACCCUAGGCGGCGGCGGCACAUCCAAUCGUGGCACUACCAGCAACAUCCUGCUCUGCGUCCUCAUUGUUGGCGUUUCCCACUGGACCCAUUAUUCCCGCUGGAAUGGUUUAUCCCGAGUUUCUUCCCUUUUUGGUUCCAGCCGUUUUUUGUCUUCCAAUGACGAACCGGUGCGGCCAUUGGAGCGGAAGGGAACUUAUGGUUGGGUUAGGAGCAUCCUAGCAAUCCACAUCCUUACUCAGGGGCUCGUCCGAUGCAUCCGGGAAUGGUAUUUGCGUAGGGAGCGCCGCGACCAGCAAUUGCAGGGCCUGUUUGACCCCGAAGCAGGAAAGCUGGCGGCAUUUUCGCCCGAUGGCUGCUCUGAUGCUGCUUUGAUGGCAGCGGAGAGCGAGGCUCACCUACAAGCUAGUGCCGCUCACCUGUCCAGCAAAAAGAGGCGGAAGCAAAGUGCUCAGGUCCGCGUCCGGCAACCGCUCUGGGCUGCUCUUGCCAGUACAAAGAUCGUCAUGGUUAAGGAGUACGAGCUGUCGCAUGCUGCAAGUGAGUCAGCCGGCUCCAAUGCAACCGACAUCCAUAACCUUGGCAAUGCACCCUUUAACACUCAGCCUGAGCAGAUUUGGAUUUGCUACGUUGGGUGUGAUGAGGUUUGUUUUAAUACCAGUCACUUCCCUCAUCAGAGCGACUAUGGAGAAAUCGUGACGGAGGAUAAUAAGCCGGGAAUCGACAUGUCAAAGCCUUUUUAUGUCCGAGUCAACAAUGCCAUUUGGCAGCCAACGCGCAUUAUUCCCCUCGAGGACGAUGAGGAAAGGAAAUACCAAGGCACGCGCUGGACGGGUGACAUAUACGGACUAACUCCUCUGUCCAAUUAUGAGUUCGAGUUUGUCAGCACACGGACUGGCGAGAUCAUCUUCUCAACCAGCGUGCGGACCAUUCAGGCCAAGAAUAAAGAUCCCGAGACGGCCCCCAAAACGGCCCCGAGCAACUCGCGAACAUUGGCUCGCCACGACUCUCCUGUCACUACUCUGCGGGCCUCCAUUGCCGCAGCUGAACUGAAGCUUGCUGACGAGAGAGCUCGUCUCAAGGCUGUUCGAAGAGAGAACAACCGCCGACUGAACGCAGCUCGCAAGGAGAUCGAGAAGCUCACUUCAGCCGUUCAGUCGGCAGGCGGCGACGACGAAAAGUUACGGCAGAAGAUCGCGCAGAACAGGAUCCAGGAGAAGCGCGCUGAGGAAUCAAUCAGCGAGCUGGAGACAGAACUCAAGGAGCUAGAGACGGUUCCCGAAGAACUGCUGGCAAAACACCGGGCCAGUCACGAUGCCUGGACCUCGGAAAAGGCCCGGUUCGAUCAAGCCCGUGCCAACUUCAAAAACUUCAAGCAGGCCAUCGACAAGCAGAUUAAGGCUCUUGAAGAGGAGAGGGCCAGCCUACAGGCGAAGCGCAACAAGAUCGCUACCCGUAUUGCCAAGGUCGACGAUGAACAUGCUCGCAUCACUGACGCGAAUGCCAAAGGGCUGAACGAAGCCGAGCGUCGCCGGCAAGAACGCGCGAACCUCGAAGCUGAGCUUGCUCGUGCCGAGCAGAAUCUCCGUGACCGUAUCCAGUCCAUUCGCUCCAGCAACCUCAACAAGCAGGUCCAACUGCAUGAUAUGGCGGCUCAGAUGCAAGCCUACUUGGCCAGUUUCCAGGACGAUCUCGCCGCCUAUGACGUCGCUGGUCAUUAUCCCGGUGCCUCUGGGCAAGUUGGCCCUUGGCACUCCUCCGCCCCAGCUCCAACCGGCGCAUAUCCUGCCACGUCUGGUCCCGUUGGCCCCUGGCCGCCCGUCACGAUGGCUCCUUCACAAUAUCCUUUCGCGAACUCAAUCCAGCCCUCUCCUGCACUUGCUAACAGCGCCCCUGCUCUCAAUUCAACCCCUCCGCCGCAGCACCGCAGCCGUGGCCGCUCUUCAUCCAUGCUCAGCUCUGUCUCUGGGUUCACGCAGUCUACAGAUGAGGAUACCGAUCUUGGCGCAAUUGGUAGCGGUCGUGGCGCCGGCACUCGUGCGAUGGCUACGGCGUCCGUCACCGCUACGUCAAAUGCUAAUUCUACCGCCAGCGUUAACAUCAAUAUCACCCCCGGGGCUGUGCGUAGCCUGCCCCCCGGUUUGUUCCCCCCUCUGCUGGCUUCGGGAUCUGGUUCUGUCCCAGGGCUGCUGAAGACGCCUGGGUUUGGGUCUACCGGGUCUGUUGGUUCAGUUGCCUCGACUGGGUCUGCUUUCGGAUCAGGAUCUGCCUCUGUGUCAGGAUCCGGGUCUGGCUCAGGCUUAGGCUCUGGGCGCAGCAGUGUGCGUUCUCGGGGUAGUGGCAGCGGAGCUAGUUUGGAGGGUGCUGAGGCUGUUGUUGGCAUUACAUCCGCUGCUGCAAGUGCGGAAUCCUAG
Molecule: messenger RNA, 3225 nt
Organism: Thermochaetoides thermophila DSM 1495
Lineage: Eukaryota; Fungi; Ascomycota; Sordariomycetes; Sordariales; Chaetomiaceae
Exons: 1
Coding region: 1-3225 (1074 amino acids)
Biological process (GO): mRNA export from nucleus
Cellular component (GO): nuclear pore
Molecular function (GO): structural constituent of nuclear pore
Source: RefSeq, a predicted model, not a curated record